UCGUGGUAGACGGACAACUGCCAGAAACCACAAAGGAUGAUGAAUCGCCGGCGGAAAGCAUAGAUUCUCCGGUCGUCACAGAGAAAUCUCAAACAGACAGUGCAUCACAGUCUGGGGUUGGAGUGUCGCAGAACCAGUCGGCAAGCAACGGUGCAGGCGCAGGUGGUUCUCUCGAGACGAAUAUCCCCGCACCACCCGGUUCUGUCACACAACCCACAAGUGCGAACACGACAUUGACUCAAGCUGAGCCAAAUAAGGACAUGCUAAAUAAGACCCCUGAGGAAGAUGCUUCUAAAUUGCAACCAGACUCAUCUGAUCCUCCGACGCCUGACGACAAACAGACAGGACUUGGUUCCGGUGAGUGCACCCAUUUGCUUCGGUUCUGUGCAAUACACU
Molecule: messenger RNA, 396 nt
Organism: Opisthorchis viverrini
Lineage: Eukaryota; Metazoa; Platyhelminthes; Trematoda; Opisthorchiida; Opisthorchiidae
Exons: 1
Source: RefSeq, a predicted model, not a curated record